Westerdykella ornata is the source of this 773-nucleotide messenger RNA. RefSeq lists its product as uncharacterized. Bases 202 to 621 code for a protein of 139 amino acids. Lineage: Eukaryota; Fungi; Ascomycota; Dothideomycetes; Pleosporales; Sporormiaceae. The record is from RefSeq and is a predicted model, not a curated record. The transcript has a single exon.
CAAUAGAGUCCGGCUUGCUUUACUAAGAACCCCGCAAACCCACCGCACUGUCGAGAAUCCGACAACACUCGACGUGGCUCCAACCAUUUAGCGAUAAUCUCCUCCCCCAUCACACUUUCAACCCUCCCCAACUACACACCAUUACCACGUCCCAAACCCCCACCGGGCCAUCUCCAAAACACCUCAGCAAAUCCAUCCAUCAUGCCCGUCCCCUCAACCUGCACCUUCACAACCCCGAUCCCAACCCCCCCAACCACCCUCCCCUCCUGCGCCCUCCCCCUGGGCCACUCCAACACCACCCUCCUCGAUACCUGCUGCAACGGCCACAUCAACCCGGUAACGACGUACGCCGCCCCGGGCGCACCAGAUGCGUGCUACCAGUUCUGCACGACCGAGGAUGUCCGGGGCGUUAUGGCGUGUCUGGGCGCGCCGGAGAAUUUGGGGGAGAGUGGGGAGGGAACGGCGACGGAGAGGUGGAGGUGUUUUAAUGUUGUGGAGAGGGAGGUGAAGAAGGAGGGGGUGUAUGGGAGUGGGGCUGGAAGGGUGAAUGAGAGGGGAUUGGGGGUAGGGGGUGUGGUGGUUGUGCUGUUGGGCGUGCUGGGCGUUGUGAUGGGAGUGUGACAGCCUUUCUUUCUCUUUUUGGUGUCCGAGGGGAUAUUUUGUCGCUUUUCUUUUUUCUUUUGUUUUUCUAUUGGGUGGUAUGAUGCAUGAUUGGGCGUAUGGUCCUCGUUUUCUAUCGCUUGGAGGCAGAUCUUGAGCACCGGUGCUUCGAC